Fukomys damarensis (Damara mole-rat) is the source of this 1471-nucleotide messenger RNA. Its product is annotated as lysophospholipid acyltransferase 7. Bases 145 to 1215 code for a protein of 356 amino acids. Lineage: Eukaryota; Metazoa; Chordata; Mammalia; Rodentia; Bathyergidae. Gene Ontology annotation, molecular function: lysophospholipid acyltransferase activity. Gene Ontology annotation, biological process: lipid modification; phosphatidylinositol biosynthetic process. The record is from RefSeq and is a predicted model, not a curated record. The transcript is spliced from 6 exons. Gene Ontology annotation, cellular component: mitochondria-associated endoplasmic reticulum membrane contact site; membrane.
UUCUGCCCUGAAAUGGGGGUGGGGUGAGGAAGAGACUAGGGCUGGUUUCCUGGGACCCGGGAGGACAGAGGGCCCAGGUCUGUGCGGGUCCCCUCGGCUGCGCAAGGUGGGGUUGAGGACUGGAUCCUCUCUCCUCACCGGAGCAUGGAGCUGGAGCCCCUGCCCUUCUCUCCCCAGAACAUGUCACCCGAGGAGUGGACGUAUCUGGUGGUUCUUCUCAUCUCCAUCCCUAUCGGCUUCCUCUUUAAGAAAGCUGGACCUGGGCUGAAGAGAUGGGGGGCAGCGGCGGUGGGCCUGGGGCUCACCGUGUUCACCUGUGGCCCACACACGCUGCACUCUCUGAUCACCGUGCUGGGGACCUGGGCGCUCAUUCAGGCCCAGCCCUGCUCCUGUCACGCCCUGGCCCUCGCCUGGACCUUCUCCUACCUCCUGUUCUUCCGAGCCCUCAGCCUGCUGGGCCUGCCAACUCCUACGCCUUUCACCAAUGCGGUCCAGCUGCUGUUGACACUGAAGCUGGUGAGUCUGGCCAGUGAUGUCCAGGACCUGCACUUGGCCCAGCGGAAGGAAAUGGCCUCGGGCUUCAGCAAGGCGCCCACCCUGGGGCUGCUGCCCCACGUCCCCUCCCUGACGGAGACGCUGAGCUACAGCUACUGCUACGUGGGGAUCAUGACGGGCCCAUUCUUCCGCUACCGCACGUACCUGGAUUGGCUGGAGCAGCCCUUCCCAGAGGCUGUGCCCAGCCUGCGGCCCCUGCUCUGCCGGGCCUGGCCGGCCCCGCUCUUCGGCCUGCUCUUCCUGUUGUCCUCCCACCUCUUCCCGUUGGAGGCUGUGCGUGAGGAUGCCUUCUACGCCCGCCCGCUGCCUACCCGCCUCUUCUACAUGAUCCCCGUCUUCUUCGCCUUCCGUAUGCGCUUCUACGUGGCCUGGAUUGCUGCCGAGUGCGGCUGCAUUGCUGCUGGCUUUGGGGCCUACCCUGUGGCUGCCAAGGCCCGGGCCGGAGGCGGCCCCACCCUCCAAUGCCCACCCCCCAGCAGUCUGGAGAAGGCGGCUGCCCUGGAGUAUGACUAUGAGACCAUCCGCAACAUCGACUGCUACAAUACAGACUUCUGCAUGCGUGUGCGGGAGGGCAUGCGGUACUGGAACAUGACAGUGCAGUGGUGGCUGGCGCAGUACAUCUACAAGAGCGCACCUGCCCGCUCCUACGUCCUGAGGUGAGGGAGCCCUCCCUGGGUGCUGGGAUGGCCCAGAACUGUGAGUCCCAGCAGCCCCCAGGCAGCCCAUGGCUUCCCUGCUGGAGCCCUGCCCCUGGGACUCAUGGGAAUUGUUUCUCAGGCACUGCACUGGGGUAAACCAUCCCUGUCUGGGCCUAAGGUCCUCCUCAUGUAGCAGGGCAGGGUAUUGGAUCCUAUUCAUCUUUUUUUUUUUUGUACGGGGGAUCAAACUUGGGACCUUGUGCUUCCAAGGCAGGUGG